Messenger RNA from Neltuma alba, 617 nucleotides. RefSeq lists its product as uncharacterized. Gene Ontology annotation, cellular component: mitochondrion. The record is from RefSeq and is a predicted model, not a curated record. The transcript is spliced from 4 exons. Lineage: Eukaryota; Viridiplantae; Streptophyta; Magnoliopsida; Fabales; Fabaceae. Gene Ontology annotation, molecular function: protein-folding chaperone binding; zinc ion binding. The coding region runs from base 1 to 513 and encodes 170 amino acids. Gene Ontology annotation, biological process: protein import into mitochondrial matrix; protein stabilization; protein folding.
AUGGCGGCAAGCGCACUCUACCGUUUCCCUUCUGCCGUUGCUUCUUUCUCCUUCCCUACAGACGUAAAAUCGCUAACCAUUCCGUCACACUACUGCAACUUUUUCAGGCCAAUUUCUGUUUCUGGGCUAAGAACUCCUUCUAUUAGAGCUUCCAACUACAGGUUGAAAUUUUCGGGUUCAACAGCGGUGGUCUCCCGUCGGGCUUUUAAGCUCCGCGCGGUAGUGGAUGGUGAUUCUGCGACUGGCCCCGAACCAGAAUCCGAUAAUUCUGAAGCGGGUGCUAGUAUUGACUUAAAGCUGCCAAGAAGAAGCAUGCUUGUAGAAUUUACAUGCAAUUUGUGCGGUGAAAGAACAAGGAGACUUGUAAACCGAUUAGCCUAUGAAAGGGGUGUGAUUUUUGUUCAGUGCGCAGGAUGUCUCCAGCAUCACAAAUUAGUUGACAAUCUUGGCCUCAUCACAGAAUAUGACUUUCGGGGGAAAACCAACACGGACUCAGAAAUUGAUCAAGUUUGAUGGGAUAAUUACAGACAUUGUAAUAUUCUUCAUAACUUAUCCAAGUUAUUUAGAUAAUUUGAAAGUUUAUAUUCAUUAUUAUAUCCAAGCAAGUAUUUUGAAAA